Branchiostoma belcheri (Belcher's lancelet) is the source of this 512-nucleotide messenger RNA. RefSeq lists its product as uncharacterized. The record is from RefSeq and is a predicted model, not a curated record. The coding region runs from base 112 to 465 and encodes 117 amino acids. The transcript has 4 exons. Lineage: Eukaryota; Metazoa; Chordata; Leptocardii; Amphioxiformes; Branchiostomatidae.
UCUGUAAAUAUCAGCGUGCCGGGCGUUGAUGCACAUUAGCUUCGGUUUCUCAACCUGACAAAUCCACCCUCUUGAAGUUCUAAAACGACUUUGACAAAGCGACGAAAAGAAAUGACUAACAAGUUGUUCCUGACUGCCGUGAUGUUCAUCGCCUGGUACUCUCUGGUAGAUGGUCGAGUGACGGAUACGGGUCCACUGCUCUCCGACAUGGAAGUGAUGUAUGAGGGUGUGUCUAGGGAAUACUGCCAGUUUGAGGACGCACAAAUCUUUAGAGACAGCAGCUGGACAACCUUUGACUGCAGGAGAUGUACCUGCAACUCCAAUGGACUGAGCUGCUGGAUCCCAGAAUCAGAAGUGCCCGAUGGCUGCAUGAGGAUUUACGACUUUGACUGCUAUGAGCGCAUCGUGCAGAGCGACAACCUCGACCUCGACUGCUCCACUAACGAUGUCAUUACUGGUAAAUAAGCAUAAACAAUGCAGCCAACAACCGUCAUGAGAUACGGUCGAACAUG